UGCCUUAACGUGUCCAUUCUACUAAGCAAAAGAAACAAGCAAGAGAGAGAGACACAACUAGAACCAUGAAGAUCUCAAAUAAAGAUUUUCCCUUACUUUUUGCCUUUACCUUUAUUAUAUCCAUUCACAGAAUUUCCAGUGCAAUCGAUACUAUAACUACUCUUAGCGAUGGUGAGACUAUGGUUUCAUCUGACGGAACCUUUGAAUUGGGAUUUUUUAGUCCUGGAAAUCCCAAUAAUCGAUAUGUGGGCAUAUGGUACAAGAGGAUAAAAGUUAUGACUGUGGUAUGGGUUGCCAACAGAGAAGUUCCACUUACAAACACAUCAGGACUCUUGAAAGUUAUCAAUCCAGGACUUCUAGUUCUGCAAAAUGACACUAAUGGUGUCAUCAUAUGGUCUUCUAACACAUCAAGACCUGUGAAAACUCCGGUUGCAAAGUUGUUGGCCUCGGGAAACCUUGUUGUGAAAGAUGCAAAUGAUGAUGACCCAGAGAAUUUCCUUUGGGAGAGUUUUAAUUGUCCAACUGAUACAUUAUUACCAGGAAUGAAGUUUGGUUGGAACUUUAAAACUGGUCAUGAAGUGUAUCUAUCAUCAUGGAAGAGCAAAGAUGAUCCAGCUUCAGGAGAUUUUACAUAUCACUUUGAUCCUACAGGUUAUCCACAACGUGUCUUGAAAAGAGGUUCGUAUGUGACAUUCAAAAGUGGACCUUCGAUUAGUGGGACGCGAAACUUGAGGAAAAAUCCUUUUUACAAAUACAAAGUAGUUCUGAACAAAAAUGAAGCAUACUUUACAUAUGAGAUCCAUAACAAAUCAAUUAUUUCAAGGGUAACAUUGAGUGAGAGUGGUGUUUCACAGCGCUUGACCUGGGUUGAUACGACGCAGGGGUGGGUGGGUUCUAUUACUUCUGCAACAGAUAAUUAUGACAUAUAUAGAUUGUGUGGUGCUUAUGGUAGCUGCAAUGUUGCAAGUUCUCCGGUCUGUGUAUGUUUAGAUAGAUUUUUGCCUAAAGAUCCAGAUGGUUGGAACAAGACAAAUUGGUCGAGGGGGUGUGUUCGCAGAACUCCCUUGAAUUGUACAAAUGGAGAUGCAUUUCUCAAGUAUUCUGGUAUUAAGUUACCCGACACGCGAUAUUGUAGAUUUAACGAGAGUAUGACACUUGAGGAAUGCAAGGUAGAGUGCCUGAAGAAUUGCUCUUGUAUGGCUUAUACUAACUUAAAUAUAAGCACAGGGGGAAGUGGAUGCCUACUUUGGUUUGAAGAACUAGUUAACAUAAGAAAAUUAUCUCAAGACGGACAAGAUAUCUAUAUUAGAAUGGCUUCUUCCGAACAAGAGCUAAAAGGAAGAAAAAGAGAAAUUCUUGAAGUAAGUUUGUCACUAUUGACAGGAAUGGUUCUUCUUGGUCUGAGUUUAAUGCUUUAUCUGCAAAAAAGGAAGAAGAGUAACCACCGGCAGAGAAUUAGAGGCAAGCUUCAACACAAACAUACGGGUGAUCACAAUGAUGAAAAUCACAACGAAAGCAUAGAGCUACCACUGUUUGACAUGCAUGCAAUAGCUAAAGCUACCGAUAAUUUUUCAAUAAGCAAUAAGCUCGGAGAGGGUGGGUUUGGACCUGUUUACAAGGGCGUGCUGGAAGAGGGGCAGGAAAUUGCUGUCAAACGACUAUCAAGAACUUCCCACCAAGGACUUGUUGAGUUCAAGAAUGAAGUUAACUGUAUUGCUAAACUUCAGCAUCGAAAUCUUGUGAAGCUUCUAGGAUGUUGUAUUCACGGAGAGGAAAAGAUGUUGAUUUAUGAAUACAUGCCUAACAGAAGUCUGGAUUUGAUUCUAUUUGAUUUAAUGGGCAGUGCACUGCUUGAUUGGCCAAAGCGCUUCCACAUUAUAAAUGGCAUUGCCAGGGGCCUUAUGUACCUUCAUCAAGAUUCCCGUCUUAGAGUCAUCCAUAGAGACCUCAAAGCCAGCAACAUUUUGCUAGAUUCUGACAUGAACCCAAAGAUAUCAGACUUUGGAAUGGCUAGAAUUUUUGGAGGGAAUGAGACUGAAGCAAACACAAGUCGAGUAGUUGGAACAUAUGGUUACAUGUCACCAGAAUACGCAAUGGAUGGCUUAUUCUCGGUAAAAUCAGAUGUAUUUAGCUUUGGCGUUCUAGUGCUUGAGAUUGUAACUGGCAAAAGAAACAGAGGAUUUUCUCACAGAGAUCAUCACCAUAACCUUCUUGGACAUGCAUGGAUGCUUUAUAGAGAAGGAAGGUCUUUGGAAUUAGUCGAUGCUAACCUUGGCAUCUCAGAAUAUUUAUCAGAAGUGCUGCGAUCAAUUCAUGUGGGACUGUUAUGCAUUCAACAAUGUCCAGAAGAUAGGCCAAGCAUGUCUUCACUAUUAUUCAUGUUGGGGAAUGAAGGUGUGUUGCCUCAAGCAAAACCACCUGGUUUUUUCACUGAACGAGAUUUAUUUACUGCUGGAAGUUCAACCAGCACAAAUGCAGCGAGUUCAAUAAACCAAGUGACCAUUACACUGCUAGAAGCUCGAUAAUAAGUUACAUUAGUUUCCCCAAUAGUACUUUAUCAUUCUUUUUUCUACCAGUAUACCAAAUUGUAUCUCUCUUCCAUUAUAUGCAUUAAUUCUUCUACAUUAA
This is a messenger RNA of Olea europaea var. sylvestris, 2628 nucleotides long. Its product is annotated as G-type lectin S-receptor-like serine/threonine-protein kinase At4g27290. The transcript is spliced from 7 exons. The record is from RefSeq and is a predicted model, not a curated record. NCBI's taxonomy places the organism in Eukaryota, Viridiplantae, Streptophyta, Magnoliopsida, Lamiales, Oleaceae. Gene Ontology annotation, molecular function: protein serine/threonine kinase activity; ATP binding. The coding region runs from base 66 to 2525 and encodes 819 amino acids. Gene Ontology annotation, biological process: recognition of pollen; protein phosphorylation.